UUUUUUUUCUUCUCUCCUCCCAUUCUGUUCUCUGUUUCUAUUCUUUGGCGUCGAUCGCUUGUUGGAUUCUUCGUGCUUUCGAUUCCGGAGCAGCAGUCAUUUCCGCGUCGAACCGACCGUUUUUGAGCAGUUAAUUGCGUGAGGAAGAAGCGCCGCCACAAUGCCGCCCAAGAAGAAGGUCGGUCGUGACCCCUACACGACGCUCGCCAUCGCAGUGUCCUGCCUGGUCCUCGGCAUCCCCGUGUCCGGCGUCGCCAUCAACCUCGAGUUGACCUUCAUGGCCACGCAGAACAUCAACCCCUCGGACGCCAUCAUCCAGUCGCCGCACAUCGCCCUCUUCGCCGCCGCCGUGCUCGCCAUCCUCUCGUCUGUCGUCGUCAUGCUCGGCUCCAUCAUCCUGCGCCACAUGUCGCCCAACAACGUGCCCGUCGGGCUCGUCAGCUUCGGGCUCGCGGGCGUGAAUCUCGCCGGCCAGCUGAUCAUCCUGGCGCUGAUUUACAUUACGAAUUCGCUGCAUCCCGAGAGCAAGAGCCGGAACGAUGUCAAGUUUGCGAAUGGCGUCUAUGAGGUGGCCGGCGGCAAGGAGUUUACGAGGGAGACGUGGAGUUGUAUGAUGGGGAACUUGUACCUCGCGCAGGAGCCUUGGUCGACGAAUGCUUGCUCUGAAUAUCACUAUGCUAGGUACUGCACUAUCCUUCUGGUGAACACGGCAGCGCUUCUUCUCGGCAUCGCCUACUGGCCCGUUCGCAACUUCCUGUUUGGAGGCAGCCAGCAGCCCAAGGCCGGAUAGGGCUUUUGAGGGGAUUUUUCGGGCUACGGCACCGCGGAGCAGGGCUCCACGGGCCGUCGAACUCACGCAUGGCUGUUGCGAGGGGGAAACGAACGAGAGAUUAGAGGCAUCGCGGCAGGCGCAUUUGACGCUAUACUUUAUUGUACAUUGUAGAUCGGCUGUAAUACACUUACUUGGUGCUUGCUAUAUAGCCAAAAAUUUACUCGAAGUCGAGAUCUGCGGAAGGAUCUGCGUAGCAGAGAUCUCCGUUCCAG
Molecule: messenger RNA, 1044 nt
Organism: Trematosphaeria pertusa
Lineage: Eukaryota; Fungi; Ascomycota; Dothideomycetes; Pleosporales; Trematosphaeriaceae
Exons: 2
Coding region: 161-790 (209 amino acids)
Source: RefSeq, a predicted model, not a curated record